UUCAGUUAACUUUGUUUCACUUUAACGCUGUUGAUAAAAUCGUGAGUAUUGGUUUAAUGUUCUCAAACGUUGUGUGCUGUGGCCUGCCUGCUUUCAUGACAUUUUCUCUGUUUCUGCUCCCACUGUUGCUACCCUGACCAGUUUUCUAUUUCGGUCUCUGCUGGAGUCUUCCUGCACCACUCCCUGACCUGAUGUCUCCUUGAAAAACUGUGUCAUUUCCAUUUUGGCUGCAAUUUUGGAUUUGUAGUUAAGUUCUUGGCUCAACAGUGUGGCAAAGGUCAUUCUGCUUGCAUGCAGCAGCUGCUGCCACAAGAGGGAGCCUGGUUCAUUUAAACUUGAUCAGGUCAGUGUAAUUUUAACAUAUUCUGACACAGUGGUAGCAUCUACUUCUGAAGUCCUGUCUGGUUCGGGGGAGUGGUAGGACAUCUGAACAGGUUCAUGAGAAAAUGUAUCUGCAGAACCAAUAAUAGUUUUUAGUUUGUCUUUCCCUUUGUUAGAACCUCCUGCUUUCAAAGUUUUCAUAGUUAUGCAUGUAAGUAGUGAGGAAUCAACACCAUGUUAAGCUAAUGUUUUUGUUGAAAGUUGACAAAUGUCAAGGAUUACCUUGAGGCACUGUAUUCAUUUUAAUUUGAUACAUUUUAUUUUUCAAGCAAUUUUGGGCAGGAGUACUGAUAAAAGAUACAGUACUUCAAUCAGUUUGUACAUUGGUUAUUCCCACGGUCAAAUGUCUGCAGGAGCCUAGUUCUGGGUUUAAUGUGGAUUCCUGUGGAAAUUGUGUUUGACUUGAAGUUUCUUUCACUCAAACUUGUUCUUCAGGAAUACAACCCCAUAUUUAAGUGAGGACGUUGUGGAUUCGAACACUUCCUUAAAAUAAAGUGCCGUCAUGUACAGGUGCAAGCAACCUUCAGCGCAAACUGCGAGAAUGAAUUGAAACAGAGUGAUUGAUUGGAAAAUUCACCAUUUUCUUUUUCAAAAAGACCAACAGUUCAAACAUUGGAGAGAGGUGACAAGGAGAAUUCUUUUCAAGUAACACAGAGUGAUUACCUUCUGCACAGCAUAGUGCAAGUUGGAGAAAAUAGUGCAAAUAAACAAAUAGAUGGCCUGAUAACAGAGGACAAGGAACAAUCCCCUGCUGAGUUCUCAAUUUCUACAGAAACAUCCUCCACUCUAAUGUGUUCUUCAGUGGCCACUGAAAAUCAACUGCAAGUCACAGCAGACAUAUUGAACCUAAAGUCAGCAGAUAAGCCUUCAGCAGCGAGAAAGCGGUUUUCUCGGCGCACGUCUUCUGUUGGAGCCAGAGGAUCUCCAGAGACCAAUAGCCUUAUCUGCUACAUAGCCAAACGGAGAAUGCAGUCACAGGGAUCCCAGAAAAUUGCUCUGCUGAAGAGCAAGAUGACUGGAUUCAUGGAUGUGCUUCAAGUUUCAGAACAUGAUGAGAGGAACAUGUCCACUCCAGAGCUCCUGCAUCCCUCUGAUCUACAGCAAGAUGGUACAACUUCUUCAGCACAACGUGAUAUCCUCUCUUUGAGUGGAAGUAAACCACCACUCGGGAAAAAGGUGACUUUCGGAGAAGAGCUGAGUCCUGAAGUGUUUGAUAAAAGGCUACCAUCUAACACUCCUUUGCGUAAAGGAGAAACGCCAGUGUGUCGGAACAUCUUAUUAAGUGAAGGUCCUCCAUCUGCUAUAAAGCAAAUGUCUGUGGCCCAAAUCAGUUUGGGAGAUGAAAUGAACCCAUUCAGUAACAUGGCUUACAAUGGCAGUGCUUCUGUCAAUGAGAAAUGCAACAACACAUCACUAAAAUUGGUGACAAAAUUAACAGAUAACAUGGAAAAUGCUGAAACUCACCUUGGUAAUGAAGAGAGAGAUUGUUCUGGACCCAUUAAUGUUGACCUGCAGUCUUCAGUGUCAGAAUACAAACUUGAUUCAAACCUUCAGAAGAAACCCUAUAAAAAUGAUGAGUACCCCUGUGAUGUCUUGGAAAUGCAUGUUGAAGAAAUUAAACAAGUCAUGCAGGAUCAUCCAUCUAGGCACUCUAGAAAGGAGAAUCAAGUUGGGGAUAACAGUGUGGUUUGUAGAAAUGUGCUGGGCGCAAAGAAAACAGAUCCUGUGAAUGAAUCCAAAUUGUCAAGACUAAUUGAUGAGCCCAAGUGUUUUGGAUCAAUUAGUGACUUGGGGUCUUCUGGAGUGAAAGCAGCAUCCACUAUUGAGCCUAAUGCGCGACAAGUGACUUGCAUGUGUGAUGAAAAGUUGAACAAUGGUGACAUUCAGAUCGGUGAUUUGUCCAUAAACGGAUCUGUCGGUGACCAGGAGCAAAACCGGUCUUGUGCUGAAGAUGCAUGCCUUGAGAUUCAGAAUGUCACUGAUGAUGCAAUGUGUCUUACUAUGUCUUCAGUGCCAUCUCUCUGCCGAAGUGUGGAAGUAAGCCCAAAAUCUAAUCAAGAGGUUAAAAUUGAAAACCUGACACAAACGCCCAAAAAUGAGGAACCCCGCAGAUCGACUCGGAUCAAGAACAAGGUUAACACCAUUUCAGAGAAUUCCACUGUGGUAACAAAAGGCAAAUAUAGAAAGAAAGUGCAAAAGGAACUUUAUGGAAAACGUGAAUAUGCUUCAAAGAAACCAUUAUUGAGCCCAAUCACGGAGGUCUCUGAUAUGUGGUCUGAGCCAACAGAUUUUCCUGAUUGUGAUGGAAAGGAAGAAUGUCAACCUUCGACGAUGAGUGCUCAUCUCCCUCUUGAGGGUAGUCUUAUUGGAGAACAAAGUCAACAAAACACCUCUGACUCUGAACGGUCAGCUGUUGGACACACUGCUUUGCGUGCAGCUUCUAUAUCCGUAAGGGAAAAAAUACGAAGACCAACAAGAUCGUACAAGAGGAGUUUCCAUGACUUGGAGGGGGAGUCAAGUGUAUGGAAAUCUAUUGAAAGUGACAGUGGGCAAAGAACCAUUUUGGCUAACAAUGUUAGCGAUCACCAGUGUGAGCUUGAGAAACUGAAGAACAAUUUAAGCUGUGGUCUCUUGAGUGGUGCUGAUGAAUCAUCCACAUUUUUGCAUGCCAAGUUUCAUAAGUUGGAAGCUUUGGAUAGUUUGGAUGCUCAAAAUCUUGAGAAUGAGGAAAAUAAGCCUAUUUGCAUGAGAGAGACAUAUUCAAACAAUAUUAUGAGGAAGCAUCUUUCACAAGAGUUCACAAUGGUGAAAAAUAAUCAGAAAGGAAUUGAUAGAGUACAGAUCCUACUUGAGAGACAAUGCCCAAGCAAAACCAAACUUGAACCAUGUAUCAAGGAAGCGGUUCAAACUGCUGAUUACAAAUGCAGAUGUUGCCUGGAAUCUGAAUCAAAUGUUGUUCAAGAUAGUGAUCAGCAACUGAAAGCAGAGUCAGCAAAAAUGGAAGAAUUGACUCUUGCUCAUAAUUUCACUGUAACCAAAGAAUCCCUUAUAACAGCAACUGAGCCAUCCAAUGCAAUUCAUGAGCAAAAGGCGAGUCAUUUACCUUGUGCAACUCAGAUAUUUCAAAGCAGAACAUGUCGCAGAAAGAGCAAAUUAUUCAGAGCAGCAGAACUGCCAUGCGAAAAGCAGGUAGACAAGCCAAUUCUUGUCCAUGUUGGAGGACAAGAAACAUUUGCAAAUGGUAACAAAGCUGAGAAUGUUUCACAAGCUGAAAGCCUUGUAAACAGCAUGAUUGGCCAAGGAAUUGUUCCCAAGUAUAAAAAUAACAUUGAGUUUGAUGAGGUCCAAGUAAAAACCAACAUUGGAACAGUGUUUGAUAAUUCAGGCCACUUUUGUUCAUCGGAACAGAUGAAUAUAAAUAUCUUUGAAACUGCUGACCAGUUGGAAAUGGGAAUCAAAUGUUUAGGUACUUCUAGAGAAAACUCAAUCCUCGAAAAGAAGAAGGUGAGGCGGAGUGCCCGGCUGUCUGGUGUGGUAAAUGUGGCAGGAUUGAGCUGGGUUGAGUUAUCCAGCACUGAACCAGUAGAGGAAAAGAAGAUGAUGAGUAAGCUUCCCAGAAGAUCUUCCCGGCUCUCCAAACCAUGGACAAAAAUCUCUUGUGCAGAACAGGCUAGGAGUAAAACUGAAUCCCAAGCAAGAAUUAGAAUGCUCAGGCGACGGUCACUUUCGUGUCUCGGAAAUACAGCUCUUGAUGAUUUGGAGGAAUCUCCAAGGAAAAGCAUGGUUGAACUAAGUUGACCUUCAAAAAUACAGGAAUUGAAGAAAUUAGAGGUUCUCUAACAGACUUGCCUGACAGUUGAAUGAAGAUGAUUUACAGUGCGACAAGUGCAAAGAAGUGAAAACCCAAGUUUUCUUUAUUUAGACGAUGUUGGUGUUCCCUGCAUAUCUCUGCCACUGUACCAGUGUGAAAGAUGGAGCAGGUACUGAAAUCUGUUCAAUAGCAGAUCUACAGUUAUAUCAUUGAACUCGAGAGAUUUCUGUUCUGCUGUGCACAAUGCAAACUGUUUGGUGACGCAUUUUCUAUUGAAGCAUCUGAAAAAAAUUUUGGAGAUAGCUUGUGAAAUAAUUUCGACUCUUGCUUUGUCAUUUAAAAAGCAUUGUUCAGCUCAUUCAUAUGAAAUAAAGAGUCACACAUGCUGAA
Molecule: messenger RNA, 4582 nt
Organism: Rhincodon typus (whale shark)
Lineage: Eukaryota; Metazoa; Chordata; Chondrichthyes; Orectolobiformes; Rhincodontidae
Gene: cdca2
Product: cell division cycle associated 2
Exons: 10
Coding region: 1171-4179 (1002 amino acids)
Biological process (GO): regulation of chromosome segregation; regulation of mitotic nuclear division
Cellular component (GO): nucleus; chromosome
Source: RefSeq, a predicted model, not a curated record